UCACCUGCCAGGCACUGCUCGACCUGUGGCCCAGCAACGUCCACUUCAACACCACCUCCUCCCCGCAGGUGCUGGACGUCUAUGAUUUCCCUGAGGAUCCCCAGCUGGAGAUGAGUGAGAUCUACCUGGAGACGGAUGAGAAGAUCAACGUCUCCUGCAGCGUCCGGCACGUCUUCCCGGCGGCGCGCUUUGAGCUUUCCCUGGCUGGCCACCCGCUGCCGCUCCAUGUCACCGAGGACGGGCUCCGCGCGGUGGCCGAGGUGUCCCAUGCUCAGCAGGGACAAUUUGGGCUGGUUUGCAGCGUGCGGGUGGGACCCAAGGAGCGGCAGCAGCAGGCGUCGGUCCACGUCUACAGUAAGUGCAUCACGGUCAGGCGGGUGGCACGGCGGGGACGGCGUCCCUCAGGUGUCCCCCGUUGUCACCCGCAGGCUUCCCCCAGCCACAGCUGAACAUCAGCACCAGUGUCCCCAUGGAGGGGACGGAGGUGACCUGGGCGCUGCGUCCUGCCACCCGGGCACUCCCCGGAACUGCAGCUGCAGGUGACAGCGGGUCCCCGCGUCCUGACUGCCUGGGGACCGUCCCCGCUGGCCUUUGCAUGGACAGCGUCGGAGGAGGAUGACAACACCAAGCUGGUCUGUGAGGCCAGGAUGCGUGCAGGCAACAAACCCACAAAGAGGAGCACGCCCGUGGGGCUCAGUGUCACUGCCCUGCCCAGAAUGGACGACAGGAGCUGCCCCCCCAGCCAGAACUGGACGGAAGGGGAGGAGGUGACGCUGCGGUGCCAGGCGCGGGGCAACCCCCGGCCCCAUGUGGCUUGUGACAAGGACGGGACGUCCGUCACCCCCGGGCUGCGGCACGUGGCCACCCGUGCCCACACCGGCACUUUCCGGUGCCGGGCCAGCAACGCGCUGGGCACGGCCGAGCGCAGCAUCACCGUGUGGGUGCAGUGCCACGACGUCGACGUGGUGCUCAUUGUGGUGCUGGUGCUGGUGGUACUGGGCGCCGUGGUCAUCGCCGGCGUUGUUUACGGCAUCUACUACCGCAAGAAGAAGAUGCGUGAGUACCAGCUGCAGAAGCAACAGCGGCGCAUGGAGAUGGAGAAGCUGCGCUCGGAGGAGACGGUCGGCAUCAACGGCUCGGCACCGGGGAGCCAACCGUAGCCGCGCCGCUGCCAGAGCUGCCGCAGGGAGCGGGCUGAGGGGCACCCCUGGGUGCCGAGCGCCGUGGUGGCACCGGCUGCCAGCGGGGAGCACCUGGCGGGACCUCGCGGAGGGGGCGACGCCGGGCGAGGCCAACACUACAUGGGGGCGGCCACCGUGGCCGCUGUCACCACGGGAUGGUGACAGCCCGAGGACGGCCCCGCAGUGUCGGGGGAAGUGGGCGCGGUUUGGGGUCGAGCGGUGACGUUCUGCGGGACUGAAAGCGCUCCUCAUCCUCCUCGUGUUGGAGCCCAAGAACCGUGGGGGUUUCCCAGUGCUUGCUGCCCCCCUGGGCUGGCCCAGGGCUUUGGCAGGAGCUGCUGCUGCUGCUGAGGAGGAGGAGGAAGGAGGAAGAUGAACGUGCUCGGAGCGCCGUUUGUAUGCAUUGCACAAAUAAAGGCCAGGGGUGAUGA
This is a messenger RNA of Cygnus atratus (black swan), 1612 nucleotides long. RefSeq names its product intercellular adhesion molecule 1-like. The transcript has 4 exons. The coding region runs from base 648 to 1160 and encodes 170 amino acids. Gene Ontology annotation, molecular function: integrin binding. The record is from RefSeq and is a predicted model, not a curated record. NCBI's taxonomy places the organism in Eukaryota, Metazoa, Chordata, Aves, Anseriformes, Anatidae. Gene Ontology annotation, biological process: cell adhesion.